AUGGGCGAGCAGAGGCGCGCGGAUGCGGGGCACGCGGGCGGCAGGCUGGCGGCGCGGCUGCGGCUCCAGGCGGGCGGCGCUGAAGCGGAGCUGGAGCGUGGGCGCAGGCGCGGCGCCGAGCUGAGCGAGCGGUGGCGGGCGGCCCCGGGCGAGCUGGAGCAAGCGCGCGGCGCGGGCGGGCCUAGGAGCAGAGCGCCGGCGGCGGGCUGGAGCGCGCGAGGAAGUGCAGUGCACGGCGGCUCGGCCGGCGCAGGAUCGCGAGGCGCGGGAGUGGGCGCGAAGGCUGGUGGCGCGCGUGCCCAGCGAGCUGGCGGCGUGCGGCAGCGCGGCGCAAGACCGGAGGCAGUGUGCGGGCGCAAGCAGAGGCGAGCGACGGCGGCGUGGCGGCACACGGGUGACACAAGAGCUGGAGUGGAGCCCAGGGCCUGGCGGCGCUGGAAUGGGUGGCGCAGGCGCACGUGGUGGCGUGGCAGGCGUGGAGCUGAGGCGCACGCGGCUCGGGCAUGUGCAGGUGUGGCACGGCAAGGCCGGAGUAAACGCGGGUCCGGCAGCAAGAAGAGGAGAAGCAGCUGCGUGAACGUGCAGAGCGACGGCGUGCAGCGCAUGGCGGUGUCCCCGCUGAGCGAGCUCAAGCCGCGACCGGUUGGUGUGCAGGAAAGUCGCGCGCAGUGCGGGAGGAGCUACAGUGUGGCGGCUACAGACAAAUCCGCACGGGAGUAG
Panicum hallii is the source of this 720-nucleotide messenger RNA. Its product is annotated as spidroin-1-like. NCBI's taxonomy places the organism in Eukaryota, Viridiplantae, Streptophyta, Magnoliopsida, Poales, Poaceae. Bases 1 to 720 code for a protein of 239 amino acids. The record is from RefSeq and is a predicted model, not a curated record. The transcript has a single exon.